Penicillium taxi is the source of this 3231-nucleotide messenger RNA. RefSeq lists its product as uncharacterized. The transcript has 7 exons. The record is from RefSeq and is a predicted model, not a curated record. Gene Ontology annotation, cellular component: kinesin complex. Bases 1 to 3231 code for a protein of 1076 amino acids. Lineage: Eukaryota; Fungi; Ascomycota; Eurotiomycetes; Eurotiales; Aspergillaceae. Gene Ontology annotation, biological process: nucleoside metabolic process. Gene Ontology annotation, molecular function: catalytic activity; protein binding; ADP binding.
AUGGCUGCUAGGACCACCCUCACUUAUAGUAAUUACACGGUCGGAUGGGUAUGCGCCCUACCGCUGGAAAUGGCGGCUGCGAAGCUGAUGUUGGACGCAUUACAUCCCAGCCUGCCUAGUCUACCAACCGAUCAAAACAACUAUAUCCUUGGCAAUAUCGGGGAACACAACAUCGUUAUUGCCUGCCUACCAGAUGGCGCAUACGGCACUGUGUCAGCUGCAACAGUGGCUAUACAGUUGCUCUCGAGUUUCCACUCUAUCCGUUUCGGUCUAAUGGUCGGUAUUGGUGGCGGUGUACCUAGCAGCAACGCAGACAUUCGACUAGGCGAUAUUAUGGUGAGCCAGCCAAGGGACACAUCUGGAGGCGUGAUCCAAUACGAUCUUGGGAAAAUGUUACACGACGAAGAUAGUCGGGUUCAUCAAUUUAUUUCAGACAUCGAUAUCAAGACGCCAUGGCGUAAAGCCGUGAAUUUCACUCGGCCUAUCCAAGAGGAUUGUUUAUACCAAGCGGAAUAUGAUCAUGACCAUGAUGAGCCAGUUAUUCAUUAUGGUCUCAUUGCAUCUGCGAACCAGGUGGUGAAAGAUGGUAGACGGCGAGACCAACUGGCUCAGGACUUAGGUGUAUACUAUGUGGAAAUGGAAGCUGCGGGGCUCAUGAAUGAUUUUCCAUGUGUGGUCAUUCGAGGUAUAUGUGACUAUGCCGACUCCCAUAAGAAUAAGGAAUGGCAAGGGUAUGCGGCGACAGCGGCGGCAGCCUAUGCGAAAGAGCUGCUUUCGGUGGUUCCAAUCAAUCAGAUUGAUGACACCCCUCUAGCACGAGAUACUCUGGCAGACUCUGUUGAUCGGUUCCGAAUACCUCUAGAUCUCACUACUGUGCCUCAGUAUUUCAAGCCGGCGGACCUCCGACGAAAGGUCGCGAUUCUUCAUAGGCUUGGUGGAAUCGGAAAAACGCAGCUGGCAGUUCAAUUCGCACAAGAACAUAAACAUGAUUUCACAGCUAUUUUUUGGCUGAGUGGCAAAGACCGAGGCACACUCCUACAAUCAAUUAGCUCUGUCUUGCCUCGGCUACCCGGGCAAUCGCAUACUAAUGAGGCAAUCGGUGACGAGGAGCUAGAACAACGAGCUAGACGAGUAUUGAAGUGGCUAGCGAGUGACGGUAAUUCUCACUGGUUGAUCGUUUUUGAUAAUAUUGAUCAAUACUCUCCGAUCGAUAGCGGGAUUGGGAAUGCGUAUGAUAUUGGAAAGUUCUUUCCCGCAGCAGAUCAUGGGUCAAUUCUUAUCACCUCUCGACUUCCAGCGCUCACUGAUCUAGGACAAUCUAUGCCAAUCCACAAACUUGACUCAAUGGAAUCAAUUCAGCUUCUCUUAAAGAACAGCGGCUUAUCGGAUAGUAAUAACAUUGAGAAGCCUGACGGUAAUUUAGAUACUCUUGCCCUUGCCGAGCGUCUUGAUGGAUUGCCAUUAGCGAUUGUCAUCGCUGCGGCAUUUAUGCGUCAGACUGGCACCAGCAUCGCUCAGUACUUAGAAUACUAUCAACAAUCAUGGUCUGAUCUUCAGUCACAAUCAAGCCCUAUGCGUCAUUAUCUACAAGGAAACAUGCUACAGACAUGGAUGAUAUCAUACCGUGAGAUCCAAAAUCGAGCCCCAAACGCAGCAGAGCUUCUCCUACUACUUGCCCGCUUCGAUAAUCGGGACAUCUGGUAUGAGUUAGUGCAAAAUGCUUCCAAUAGCCCCGAUGUUCCAGGCUGGCUUGAAGAAACAAUAUCAAGCGGACUUACCUUCAAAAAUUGUGUAAAGCCCCUGAUUGGGUUCUCUCUUCUUGAGACCAAACAACAAGAAGGGAGCUAUGCAAUGCAUCCCGUGGUACAGGACUGGUGCUUUCAUAUUACCAGCACCAAAAAGAAUGUGGCUCCUAGCCAGCUCUGUGAACUGGCACUGAUAUCAGUCGGAUGGGCAGUUCCUAGUGCAAGCGAAAGGAAUUAUUCAAAGUGUCAGCGACGGCUUAUUCCACAUGCAAAUUUCGUUCUUCGUGGCGAAUUCUAUGGUGAGAAUGUGAGUAUAUGGGGGGCAUGUCAUGGGCUAGGGGAUCUCUACUCUGAUCAGGGCAAGCUCAAGGAGGCAGAGGAGAUGUACCAGCGAGCACUGGCAGGCUAUGAGAAAGCCCUAGGUCCAGAUCAUACAUCUACUCUCGAUUCAGUUCACUGCUUCGGUAUUCUCUACUGGAAUCAGGGCAAGCUCAAGGAGGCAGAGGAGAUGUACCAGCGAGCACUGGCAGGCUAUGAGAAAGCCCUAGGUCCAGAUCAUACAUCCACUCUCGAUACUGUGAACAACCUUGGGGCUCUCUACAAAGAUCAGGGCAAGCUCAAGGAGGCAGAGGAGAUGUACCAGCGAGCACUGGCAGGCCGUGAGAAAGCCCUAGGUCCAGAUCAUACAUCCACUCUCGAGACUGUGAACAACCUUGGGGCUCUCUACUAUUCUCAGGGCAAGCUCAAGGAGGCAGAGGAGAUGUACCAGCGAGCACUGGCAGGCUAUGAGAAAGCCCUAGGUCCAGAUCAUACAUCCACUCUCGAUACUGUGAACAACCUUGGGGCUCUCUACUAUUCUCAGGGCAAGCUCAAGGAGGCAGAGGAGAUGUACCAGCGAGCACUGGCAGGCCGUGAGAAAGCCCUAGGUCCAGAUCAUACAUCCACUCUCAUGACUGUGAACAACCUUGGUCUUCUCUACUCUGAUCAGGACAAGCUCAAGGAAGCAGAGGAGAUGUACCAGCGAGCACUGGGCAAGCUCAAGGAGGCAGAGGAGAUGUACCAGCGAGCACUGGCAGGCCGUGAGAAAGCCCUAGGUCCAGAUCAUACAUCCACUCUUACCACUGUGAACAACCUUGGUCUUCUCUACAAAAACCAGGGCAAGCUGAAGGAAGCAGAGGAGAUGUACCAGCGAGCACUGGCAGGCCGUGAGAAAGCCCUAGGUCCAGAUCAUACAUCCACUCUGGAUACUGUGAACAACCUUGGGAUUCUCUACUACAAUCAGGGCAAGCUCAAGGAGGCCGAGGAGAUGUACCAGCGAGCACUGGCAGGCCGUGAGAAAGCCCUAGGUCCAGAUCAUACAUCCACUCUCGAUACUGUGAACAACCUUGAAAUUCUCUACAGAGAGAAAGAGCAGCUGAAAGACGAAGAGAAUUCGUGCCAGGGCCCAGGGAGACUUGCCAGACAGUCAAAAGGCCCCACGUCGUAA